AUGGGAGAGGAAGUUGUGUGAGAGGUGGCAUGCCCACCUACCUAUGGUAAGAAUAAAUAUGACUACAGUGGAUUAACACUUAUUUAUAAGAAAACAACAUUAAUGAUGUUUUAAUACUUUGCUUUACUUGCCAUAUUCUUUGGUAAAACUGUGAUACCCUUUAAAAGAGUAUUAUUUCUUGUUUAGAAAUACCCUGAACCUGAACAUACCUUUUUGUAUAUUAUAAUAUAUAUAUAUUUUUUGUUGUUGUUGUUGUUUUCAGGUUAUGUUGAUGGUUUGAAGAAACUACUCUUCUAUUUUCCAAAAGAAAAGAGGGAGGAAAUAAUUAAGAAGUAUGCAUCAAGAACACCUGAGCCCCUCAAUCAGCAGUUUUCAGAAAGAUUGAGCAAGGAAGAAGCUAUAAAGGCAUAUAACACAAAAAAGGCAACGAAGAAAACAGCAUUAUUUCCACCUGGUUAGUUAAUAGCUUUAUCAAUCCAUUCAUUUCAACCAUCCAAAUUUAACAUGAAAUGAAUAUAAUUUAUUACAAUGAAGCGUUAUUAAGUGUGAAUUAUUUCAUUUUUGCCACCUGUCUGUGGGGGGCUGCUUAUUUAUCCACCUGUGGAUAUGUAACUCUCUACUUGAAGUUGGGAAUACCUGUAGAUGGGCUUUGAUGUUAAAUGUGAAUUUUUUAUUCCCAACUCAAGACAAGUGAGAAUGAAGCACAUUUUUAUUCAGUCUGGAUUAAACACCAUUUGUCUAUGGGCAUACAAAGUAACACACCAACACUAAUGAUGCACUCACAUACUAUAUCACCAUUGUUAUCCUAUAGAAUCAGAACAAACUUCACAACAAGCUGAUGGCAACAGUCAACCAAACAGUAGUCAAUCCACUUCUAGAUGCACCCGCAAAAGCAAAAGGCCAUCUCAUUGUCACAAGAAGAAAAGUGGCAAAUAA
Molecule: messenger RNA, 936 nt
Organism: Pocillopora meandrina
Lineage: Eukaryota; Metazoa; Cnidaria; Anthozoa; Scleractinia; Pocilloporidae
Source: the annotation of a GenBank genome assembly